Molecule: messenger RNA, 2193 nt
Organism: Leptosia nina
Lineage: Eukaryota; Metazoa; Arthropoda; Insecta; Lepidoptera; Pieridae
Source: the annotation of a GenBank genome assembly
AUGACGUAUAAAAGUCAAGAAAAGUGCUUGGUAUGCAGUAAACAGCAAAACGUAAAUAUGCUAAAGUGUUUUAGAAAUAUUUUAACAUACCGUAACAACGCUGUAUUUAAAAGUCAAAUACGGUAUAAUUCCGAGGAAAUUCCAAUUUUCAUCAACGGUAAAUCGGUAUGCGUCCCUAAAUACUACACAGUGAUGCAAGCUUUACGCCAGGAGAGGGUAACAAUACCAUCAUUCUGUUACCACGAGAGACUCUCAAUAGCCGGCAAUUGUCGAAUGUGUUUAGUCGAAAUAGAGGGAAUGUGGAAGCCCCAGAUAGCGUGCGCGCUGCCAGUAUCCAAAAACAUUAAAAUAUGGACAAACAGUAAACUAACUUUAAGAGCCCAAGAAAGCGUGCUAGAAUUUAUCCUGGUAGAUCACCCGCUCGACUGUCCUAUAUGUGAUCAGGGUGGAGAAUGUGACUUGCAAGAUCUGACAAUGAAAUUCGGGAAUGACAGAACGAGAUUCACAGAUAUACACUUUCAAGGGAAACGUGCGGUGGAAGACAAGAACUUAGGUCCUCUAAUACGCACGGAAAUGACCAGAUGCAUACACUGCACUCGGUGUAUAAGGUUUGCGUCGCAAGUCGCCGGCAUGGAUGUUUUAGGCACCGCCGGUAGAGGAGGAGAAAUGCUUGUAGGGACGUAUGUCGACAAAAUGUUUUUAUCCGAGGUAUCCGGGAAUAUCAUAGACCUCUGCCCAGUCGGAUCCUUGACAGCUAUCCCGUAUAUGUUUAAGGCGAGGCCUUGGGAAAUACGUAGGACCAAUUCCAUCGACGCCACAGAUGCCACGGGAACGAAUAUUGUUCUAAAUCACAGGUUCAACAGGGUGAUAAGGGUUCUCCCUCGUGAGAACGAAGAGAUCAACCAAGAAUGGCUGUCUGACAAGGGUCGGUGGUCUAUAGAUUCGCUGGAGAUGCAAAGACUGGUAUCACCGAUGUAUCGAAAUCAAGGCCGUUUGGUACCAAUAGAAUGGGACUGCGCGCUGAAACUGACUGCGAGCACCAUAAAAAACGUGAACCCGGGUAAAAUAAUGGCAAUCGCUGGACCCUAUUGCAACGCAGAGACAUUAGUAGUCGCAAAGGACUAUCUAAAUAUCUUAGGCUGUGAGAACACGUACGUUGAAAAAGAUUUGACUCAUAUAAACGGGAAUAUCGAUCUUAGAACCAGCUAUUCAAUCAAUAUCAAAAUGAACGAAAUAGCGAAGGCAGAUAGGAUUCUUCUCGUUGGAACAAAUCCGAGAUUCGAAGCACCUAUACUGAAUACGUGGAUACGGUUGGCUUACACACAUAACGAUUGCGACAUUUUCGCAAUUGGCCCACAGUGUGAUUAUAAUUACCACGUCAAUUACAUCGGUCAAGAUACGGGAUCUCUGUCUCAAGCAGCGGAAUGUUUGAAAGGUGCUAAGAACCCUCUCAUAUUUGUUGGAAUUGAUCAAUUGGACUCGCCUAACGCUGGCCAAAUAAUGGCGGCUUUAUACAAUCUUGCGGGUAGUUUUAAGGUGGAUAAAGAAUGGGGGAUCGUCAAUAUUGUCACUCGCGAUGCAGGUUUCGCUGCAGCGCUGGAGGCUGGAUGGAAACCGGGUGCUUUGAACGCCAUGAAGACCAUAUGUCCGUGUGUGAUAAUAUCUUUGGGUGCUGAUGAUAUAUUCUACAAGAUUAAACCAUCGAUUGAACUGAAGAUCAUAUACGUAGGGUUCCAAGGAGAUAAGGGAUCGGAAUUUGCAAGCCUAAUACUACCGGGGAGCGCUUAUACGGAAUCGGGUGGGGUAUUUUUGAAUAUGGAGUGCCGGAGUCAGUUCGCUCUGCCAGCAAUCACGCCACCAGGUAAAGCGCGGUAUGAUUGGAAGAUUUUCAGGGCAUUAGCGGAAUAUUCCGGGAUAUCCCUUUUCUAUAGUGACGCGGAUACGUUGUGCUGUAGAUUGGCGCAAAUAAGUCCAAACUUCGUGAACUUUGAUUAUUAUCAACACAAGCUAUUUUCCGAGUUGAUUCCUCGUCUUAUUAAACCAGGUCAGGGAGGCGGUGGAAAUUUGAACGUGCCUAUGAAAGAAAUUAAAGAUUAUUACUGCUCAAAUAUUUACACCUGCAAUUCUAAUACGAUGAGGCAAGCAGAGAAGGCUGCGAAGCUGCAUAAAAAAUCUAAUUACGCCUGUAUUUAA